This is a messenger RNA of Lytechinus pictus (painted urchin), 9163 nucleotides long. RefSeq names its product ligand of Numb protein X 2-like. The transcript has 6 exons. The coding region runs from base 138 to 866 and encodes 242 amino acids. The record is from RefSeq and is a predicted model, not a curated record. NCBI's taxonomy places the organism in Eukaryota, Metazoa, Echinodermata, Echinoidea, Temnopleuroida, Toxopneustidae. Gene Ontology annotation, biological process: ubiquitin-dependent protein catabolic process; protein polyubiquitination. Gene Ontology annotation, molecular function: ubiquitin protein ligase activity.
AUAGCGCGCCCUCUUAGCUUAGGGUUCAUCGGCGCGCGGCCAAUUUGAAAAAAAAAAACAAUCGGGGGAAAAUUAAUACGACUUUAACUGAAGUGAAGAGUCAGUAGGAACUUCACGAAAAUUUACUUCAUGGUGCAAUGUCUCGAAAAAGGAAGUUUUCAACUCAAGAUAUAGAGGAUCAAGAAAAUAAAAGGUAUUUCUUGGAUCCCGAGGCUGUUAGUCGUCAUCUGUACUGCUCCAUCUGCCAGGAAGUAUUUACUGAACCUCAGAGAGCACCAUGUGGCCAUAGCUUCUGUAAAGAGUGUAUUUUCACCUGGUUGAAGCACAAGAAGAACUGCCCAGAAGACAGACGUCCCUUGAAACGUUCCGACUUGCAUUAUGACUUUAUUGUCGCCAAUGUGAUCGGGGAUCACACUGUGGCGUGCCCCUUUCGUCGGAAGGGCUGUGAGUACUUGGGCAAGCUGGAUACAAUCUCCCUGCAUCGCAAAUCCUGUGCUUUCAACCCCGGCAACCUCCCAGCGUUUCUUCAUAAGGAGAAGAAUGUUCUCGGUGAAAGACAGCCCACUUCUCAAGGAUUGGAAGGUAGUGGAUCCUCAUUUUCCGAGAACAUUGCAUCACCCAUGGUACCAGACAAUGACAACCUACCAACGCCUGCCAAGCCUUCCCUGAAGAUGAGACUCUUCUGCAAAGGUGGCGGCCAGCGAGACCUCCUCUACUCCAUGUUUGAAGACGGCACCUCAUCGACGUCCUCAGACACAUCACCAUCUACAUCAUCAUCAUCAUCGACAAUGGCGGCUAAAGCAACAGCCUCAAGAACCAGAAGGAAAGCUGUUCAUCGUGAUGUCAUUAUUCUUGAUUCUCCAUAAACCCAGAGCUAUAUUGCUGACUUUUAAAAAUACCAGAUAGCUGGGAUGGCAACGUCACAUCAUUCUAGAGAUGACGGAUGACGACAGAUAUGAUCACCAGCGAUCAAGAAGAAAUUGCGACAGAUUACUUCAACAAAGAUCACUCUCCUGCUGGCCAGCUUAGUGCCUUCCAAGAGAUUGCAACUUCGAGAAAUGGAAUCAAGACCUUCAUUUCAGGGCCGAUAUUCAACUUGAUACUUGAGCCAGAAUUCAGUAUUUUGCUUGAUUAAAAUACUACAUUUUUUGGCUAGUUAUUUUGCUUGAAUCUAAGUCAGCUGCCUACCAGGCUUAAGUCUUACUUGCGUGCAGUUUACAAACGUGAUCCGCGCAGUCAUACAUUAUGCACACAGAUGAGUAAAUACAUUGGGCAUUAAUUGGUUCAAACUUUAUGAUGUCACAAUAGUUGUUAAUUAGUAUUUUGUCUAUAUUUGGCUUGAUAAAAUAAUAUUCUUACAAAAAUCAAUACUUCCAAUUGAAUACCGGCUCCGGGGCCUGUUGCAUAAAAGCUACCAUCAAGAAUCAAGGAUUCCACGAAAGUGACCAUUUGAUUGCAAAGUUACUACAAUAUGAAUUUUUAUGCAACAAGACCCAGAUCUCUAUUUGCAGCUCAAGACUGACAAUGCACACUACGCUAUCUUUUUGUGACCCAAUUUUGUAAAGUUUGAUAUAAACAUUACAAUCUGUGUUCAGACUCAACGAUCAAAUUUCCAAAAUGGGGGUAUGAGUCUCAAAAUAAUAUUUUAAUCAAUUGUAUUCCUCCUUGUAGAAAGAAAGCAAACUCAAAUCCUAAUUGCAGCAUUGUCACAGCAAUCUUACUUUGCCAUUGACUAUGAUUUGAAAAUGAUUUGGACUAUACUCGUAUCAUAUUAUUUGCAAUGAAUAACAUUUUGUUUUUCAUACUCCUAGCAUUAUUGCAAACUUCAAAAUUUGUUACAUUUUUUAACUCCCAUAUUUGACGGAAAAUGUGAUUAGUUAGAAAAAAAAUUGGAUCGCUGUCAGAUCGCGUAGUGUGCAGCAGGCUUGCCAUCAGAGAUCAAGAUUAGGCCCCUGUUUCAUAAAGCUUAGCGAUUGAUUGUGGAUGUGAAUUUUACAAUUUAUUACAUAUACUAUGAUGCAUGAUCACUUGUAAAAAUCAGCCCCGCGAUCAAUCACUAAGCUUCAUGUUAUGAGGGCCGUAAUGGCCCAAAUACACAAAGGUGGUUUUAAUUGUACCAUGGUACAAAUCUAUAUGGAGAUUUCUCUUACUAUCGCGCUUGAAUUUAGCACCCUUUGCCAAAAGUGCUCAUUUGUAAUGGACCUUGUGCAUGUGGCGUUAUAAUCUCAUAGCGCCCUCCCUCAGAGGAUAUAGGAAUACACGUAACAGAGUUGUCAGAGAUGUGCCAGCUGCAGAUCACCAACGCAUGCAAGGCAAUGGCUUCCGCCUCUGAAAUAGUGACACGAUGAUGUCAAUGCAUAAGUUCUAUUGGACUUUUCUUACUGUCCCUGAUGAGUAUCAUUAUAUACACAAAGCCUGCAUUGUCCAUGAUUUUGUACCAUGGUACAAUUGAAACUUCUUGAGAAUUCAGGCCACUUUGUUUGAUAUGUUUGAUAUACACAAAAAGUGUGACUUAAUAUCCCACUUCCGAAAACAAACCUCAUUUAUUUAUUUUCUUAUGAUAUUUAUAUAUGAUAAUCAUGACAAUUUGAAUGUAAUCUUGCAUCAUGGGUUCUAUCCUUCUUUUAACAAGACCAAAUAAUUAACUUGUCUUUAAUUACACACUGCUGAAGACAUAGAGGUUGUUUAUAUUCCUUUUCAUAUAAUGUUUUGAUUGAAUUCGCUUUCACAAAGAGCAAGUAACUUAAAGGUUCCUUUUUCAUUUGCAUUGGUCAUGUUCAUUCUGUUAUCUAAAGAAUGAUAAUUUAAAUUUAAGUCCUUUUUCUUCAAUUUUACUGUGAAUGAAAAUUAGAGCAAUUGGAGGAAAAUAGCAUAUAUUCUUACAGGUUGUUGCAAAGCUCACAUAGGUGCAUGUUUAGGCCAGGAGAACACCUGUCCCUAAAAAUUAAUUGAGAUAUCCCAUUCAUUUAUCAAUAGUAUAUAUAUUCCAUAUAUGGGUCAAACCUAUUUAGUAUUUCUUGCAGUCGCAAUCAAUUUUCAUCAUAUAAUUUAUCUUUUUAAAGGACAAGUCCACUCCAACUAAAAAUCCAGCAAGCAUAGCACUGAAAAUUUCAUCAAAAUCGGAUGCAAAAUAAGAAAGUUAUGACAUUUUGAAGUUUCGCUUCAUUUCGCAAAACAGUUAUAUUCUCAUCCUUGUCGGUAUGCAAAUGAGGGAACUGAUGACAUCACUCACUCACUAUUUCUUUUGUAUUUCUUUAAAUUAAAUAUGAAAUAUUCUAAUUUUCUCCUCAUUGACCUGUGAAACAAAGUUAUAUUUCUCCCUGAACAUGUGGAAUUACCAUUGUUUAACAUUUUAUGGUUCAGUUAAGUUGGUUCUUAUUUUCAAUUCCUUAAAAAUUGAAAUAGUGAGUGAAGGACAUCAUCCAUUCUCUCAUUUGCAUGUGACUAAAUUGUGCAUAUAACUAUUUUGUGAAAAAUAAGCGAAACUUCAAAAUUUCAUAAUUUUCUUAUUUUACAUCCGAUUUUGAUGAAAUUUUCAGCAUUAUGCUUGUCUGAUUUUUCUCGAUUGAUUCAAAUCAACAUUUUUCUGAGGUGGACUUGACCUUUAAAUACCGUUAUUCUAAGGUACAGAGCUUUCCUUUUUGAAAAAAAAAAAGAAAAUGGUAUUGCAGGUUCAUGUUGUGACAUGCAUCGAUUGCUUGAUUGUAAAACCAGGAUUUUUUUAUUCUUAAAUAAUUUUAAAUAAUUGAGAGCAUGCUUUUAGCCUCCUUGGAGCUCAUUAUGACCCUGCAUAUUCACGUCAUACAAGAGAUGAGUUUGGUUGAGUUCCCUUUAAGCUAACACCCAUGGAUUCUACUAUCUUGUAUAUAUUCUAUGAAUUGAAUUGAACAGAUUUUAAAUUGCAAUUUCUGUUCUCGCAAAUAAGGAAAUUUAUUUAUUUUCAGAAUUUAAUGAACAGAUGUCAGUUUGAACAUUUAUGAUUUUAGAAUUGGUAUGUUAAUGUCACUGAGAUUAACGUAUCCAACAACUAAUUGAAUCAUUACUUUAUUGGAAAAUUGGUAGGAUAGAACUAAAGUGUACCGUUCUUGAAAAAAUUGGACAUUCCAAUGCUCAUUGUUAUUGUAAGACUAUAACACCAUUUCCACUAUGUUAUUGUGUAAAUUAUAUACAUAGGUCACCGAAUACCAAAGUCUGUCACUUUAUGAAAGGCAGGGACUGUAUUUUUAUAUGAUUUUUCCAUAAUAAAUUCAAGGUUUAUGUCUUUUGAACGGUUACGAAGUGACAAAUCACUUUCAGGAUAAUAUCUGUUCUUAUCGAUUUUGUGAUGUAUCGGACAAAUGAGUAUCAUAAUGUAGUCUUUCAAAACUGAUAUGGAUGUAUAUAAAAAUACAUCAGAUAAUAAGCAAAUAAUUUUGGAUGGUUGAGGUGAUGGAAAAAGCUAUCACUUACAGAGUGAUUUGGAUAUUGGAAGAUUGUUUUUACAAAACCGUGAGACUGGCAAUAAAUUCUGAUUGUCUUAUACAUAAUUUUUUCAUAGCUUUUUUCCCGCCCUUAAUAAGUGUGAAUAUUGUAUACAUGUGUUGUAUUAAACAUUUUGUAAACAUUUUUAUUUCUUUGAGAAACAUUGUAAGACUGGCAGCCCAGAAGGUUCAUUCAAGUAACAGCACCGGAGGAGUGGGCCCUGGACCUCACGAAUAUGGACUGGUGUCUGGACUGUGCUGUGGUCAUCCUGCUUACUCACACAAUUUAUGAUGUCACCACUGAAAGACUUGUCUUUUUCAGCAUUCAGAGAAGGGCAUAUGGCAUCAUCAGGCAUGACAUACAUCCUUCCUAAAGUAAGUGCUUUGUGAUUUAAAUGACUUUUUAUGUAUAGAGUAUGCAAUACAACACAGUGAGGUUUUCCAGCUAUUCUGUUUUGAGGGCAACAAUUAUGAUGGUACAGUAAUAGUGGAAAGUGACUUUCCAUACUUGAGACAGUUUUUAGUCCCCCUUUUGCCUUAAUGGUGGUUUCAAUUAAAAUUAUUUUUAGAAUUUUGUUUAGAUUACUUUGAAAUAUGACUGUGACAAAACAGAAAAUGGUCUUUGUGUUUGAUGUGAUUCUGACAAGUGACAUUUUCAUUGUUUUCAUCUCAAUCCACUCUCUUUAUCAUUACCUUAAUUCCAUUCCACCCAUUCUCUUAUUCUCUUGUUUCUUAUGUCUCAAUCCAUUGAUCUCUUGUAUCUUUGUUCUUCCUUGCACCACUCCCCCUCCCUCUUACUGCCUCAUCCUCCUCUUAUUCUCAUUCUCCUAUCCCUUCCCCCUCUCCUUCUUUCUCUCUCUACUCCUAUUUGUAUUUUAUCUCUGAUUACAGACUUUCGUUCCCUCGUAUUCUCCGCCCCUCUCUAACACUCAAUAUCUUCCUUCCACACAAUUUCAACAUGAAUUCAUCAUGACUGAUGUUACAGUGUUCUCGUACAGCAAACUCAUAUUCAUUCUUCUUUGAAUUGAUUUUAAGAAAAUAAUGUAGAAGUAAUUGUUUCAAUACCAACUGCUGUGAUCAAUCUGCAGCAUUUUCAUUAUAUAUUGCAGUUAUGUUUCUAUGAAUGUCAAAUUGAACCACCCUUCUGAAAGGUAAAAAUUACUCCACAGCUCAAAAAGUUGGUCCUUUGCUCAUAGUUGAUGAUUGUAAACCCAAUGUUUGUGUGACACUGACAAGUGUGUAUCCUCUAAGACGUAACCUCAGAAUGAGUAUAGAUAGAUUGUGUGUAGAUUGGCUUAGGAAUGAUCAAUGGGUCUGUGUAGAAGGUAGAAGACUCAACAUAGUCACGUCUCCGUAAACACAGAAAAGUGUGUGCUUGAAUGUUCAUUCCCCUCUCUCUAAAAAAAUGCUUCAUCGAGGAUACUAUGGAUUUGGCCUCGUCUCGCCGCCGUGUCCGCUGCUGCAGAGAUAUCCUCGUGAGCACUCUACCAGCUGCAUUUCUUCUCCGAUCAUCUUCAACUUUGGCAUGAAGGUCCAUUAUGGUAAAGCAAAGCCGCCUAUUGAUUUUGGUGUGGGUGGAGACAUUGUUGCCAUGGUAACAAGAGUUUUUGUGAAAAUAGCAGAGAUUUCCUUGUGAGCACUCUACCAGCUGCAUUUCUUCUUCGGUCAUCUUCAAAUUUGGCAUGAAGGUCCAUUAUGGUAAAGCAAAGCCGCCUAUUGAUUUUGGUGUGGGCGGAUACAUCGUUGUGGUCUAGUGGUUAAGACUCUUGUCUUUCAAUCUGAGGGAUUUGGGUUUGAUUCCCAUCCAUGGCACGUUUUCCUUCAGCAAGAAAUUUACCCACUUUUUGUUGUCCUCAACCCAGGUGAGGUAAAUGUGUACUGGCAGGAAGUAAUUUUUCAAAAAGCUGUGAGCACCGGAAUUGGAUGACUAGCUUAGCCGGGGUAAUAUAGGAGCACUUCAAGCAUGUAACAAGGUGGAUUCAUGUGCUUUACGUGUAGAAAUCAUAUGUUAUUAUUCAAUACCAAGGAAACUUGUCAUAUGACAAAUGUUGAUGAUACAUCCUCAGGUGUUUCUCAUUUGAAGAAGGAUAUCUACAUCUGAGGCUGCUAGCUCUUCUCUUGUUAUACAUUUGGUGUUUUGCAGGUUCAUCCUCGCUAAUCUUGCAUGCAUACAUUAUAUGGACUUCAUGUGGGUCUUUAUAGAGACUCUGUGUACAAAUUGUUUCCUUUUGCAUUAUUUCAAGCUCCUUCAGACUAUGGCUGUUGUAUUUGGUUGCAAAUGAGGUUGCAACACUAGCAGUUUGACAGUACUUUUGUCAGGUUUUAGUGUACGGUCACAAGAGGGUGCCAUUGUUAUGUCAGAUUCCACAGGAUUCAUCCCAUCACUCCACUGAAGCAAGUCAAGAUGAAAACUAGACCUUAGAAGGAUCGCCACCUGUUUUCAUGGAAAUAUAUGAUAGAGCAACUGUGUACAUGCAACUUUGUACACAUGUUCUACCAUAGACUUGCUGUUGCAAGUAGGUGGACAAUUGUAUCUUUUCUCUUUUAUGGCCCUAUUUGAGUUAGUCAGUUGACAUUAUGGUGUUUUGAAUUUAAAGCUGCACCAUUAAUGGCCUAUCCCCUGGCAUACAGUCCUCAGAGCUAUUCUUUGUUGGUAAUUUGAUAUAGAGCCUUGUUAGAGCUAGAGGAGUAGACAGAAGGUUCCUAGCAUCAAGAACACUUAGAAAGUGAUGGGAUGUCAAUCUUAAAGGCCAGCUAUGCAUGGGAUUUCAGGCAGGAGUUUGAAUGGGCAGAGAUCGCCAAGUGCUGUGUAUAUAGGCAUUGACUGUCAUGUAGGUCUUAAAAAGGUGUUAUAGAUUGAGAAUGAGCAAUAGCUCCUAGUGCAGGAGAUUGGCUAGUCUACGGUGACAGUAAAUGAAGGAUUGUAUCAUCUCCCAUUCUAUCCAAUACAUAUGACAUUGCACUUCACAUUUUGAUACCCAUAUUGUAAUGUAAUUAUUGAUUAGGCAUUAUGAACUACCUAUCAGGGAAUAUGAAGCAUCCGGUGUCCACAGACUGGCUUAAAUGUUUAGAGCCGCAGGGUUCGGAGGCUCCCACUUCGCAUUACAUUGUCGUUGCUUCAAGCUCCUUUCUUUCAGAGUUGUGAGGUGAAUUGGAUAUGUAAACAUAAGCUCGUGUUUUCCGUCAACAAAUGGACGAAUGACCAAGACCCCCCCUCCCCAAACCACAAUGCUCACAAAACAACCAAACAAAGGCACAAAAAUAUUUAUAUAUGUUUUUUAAUUACAUUUAUUUUCAUAGAAAUACAAUUGAAUCAUAUGAACAAGAAAUAUUACAUUGACAAGCUAAGACAUAUCAUUGAUACUCUUCAUAUUAACUGCUUUAAAGCUGAAAGAAAAACAAAACAAAUUGUAAUAGAGUAAAAAAAGCUGAUUAAAUAGAACAUGUAAUAUCAGUCAUGAUUGGUGAUUGUUGAGAAGGUGUGGAAAGGAAGAGAGAGUGAUGGAGAUGGAUGGAUAGUACAGGGAGACUGCAAUCAAUAGAUUGAUAGAAAAGAUGAACAAAGGAGAAGAUGAAUAGAGAAUGGAUAAGGGAGAGAUGGAGGUGAUGAGAAAGAGAGGGGAAUGGGGGCAAUAAAAGAAGAGGGGGAAGUGCAAGGAUGGAUAGAGGUGCUACAAAAAGAUCAAUGGAUUGAGAUCUAUGAAGAGAGAAACGAGAGGGGGUCAAGGAAAUGGAAAAGAAAAGGGAUGGGGGUGCGGAGAGAAAAUUUGUUUUAGGGUGAUUGGAGAGACCCCUAAAAGAUCAAGGAAUAUGGGGGAUAGAGAUCCUCCUACUUAAAUUACCAUCAUAAAUGUCGCCCUCAUCGACAAAAACCUGUAAACCCUCAUUAUGUUGUCUUGCAUACUCUAGGCAAGUCGAAAUCACAAAGAACUUAAUGGACGGGGUAUGUCAGAAUUGAUGAUGGCAUGUGCACCACUUCUGAACAUUGAGAAAGUUAGUCUUUGGUGGUGGCGUCAUAAAUGGGUGUGAGUUUAGUGAGAAGACUACCUCACAGACUUGGUAUCAGACCAUUUUGUGAAGGCAGGGUAUGCUUCAUUGGUCUAGGUUACUGGCUUUGGGGCUCCUUACUUGAAUGAAUAUUCUGGGUUGCCAGUCGUUUUUUUUUUUUUUUGUGGUUUAUGAAUCUUGGAAAUAAAGGCUCUUAUCUUUUAUUUAUUUUUAUUGGUUUAUCUCUUAUUUUGAAUAUUUGUUUUCAAAGUCAGCACUGUUGCUAUAUUGAAUUGCGUUAUGCAGGCAAGAUUGCCAGAGGCGUUCCACUUGUGCAGUAUUAAUAUUAAAAACUUGAGGGUAAGAUUUUGAAUUUUCAAGAUGAAUCUGAAAGGAAAAGUCCCUAUUCCAUUAAACUUUAAUAAUGGUUAUUUAAUGUUUAUUGGCAAAUGGAUGAAUGUAAUUUCAUAUCACUACUUAUAUUAAAGUGACAUUGAAGGUUAAAGGUAGUUUUGGGGUCAGUAAAGUGAUAUUAGAAAGAGUUAAACAACUUUGCACUUGUUAAAUCAUCUGUCAGAAUCUGUUAAAUAUGCUUAACAUGCGUCUGAAAUUUCAGGUUACUAGGUCAAGGCCAAUUGCCAUUUCAGAUAAAUUAACUUAAAUGAGAAUUGAUAUGUUUAUUAUUAUUGAAAAAAAUACGUAAUCACAUGAAAUGU